Gracilinanus agilis (Agile Gracile Mouse Opossum) is the source of this 14195-nucleotide messenger RNA. RefSeq names its product ryanodine receptor 3 (gene RYR3). Gene Ontology annotation, biological process: intracellular calcium ion homeostasis; calcium ion transmembrane transport. Gene Ontology annotation, cellular component: calcium channel complex; smooth endoplasmic reticulum; sarcolemma. The record is from RefSeq and is a predicted model, not a curated record. Gene Ontology annotation, molecular function: calcium ion binding; protein binding; ryanodine-sensitive calcium-release channel activity. NCBI's taxonomy places the organism in Eukaryota, Metazoa, Chordata, Mammalia, Didelphimorphia, Didelphidae. The transcript has 102 exons. Bases 1 to 13290 code for a protein of 4429 amino acids.
AUGGAAUCAGCAGAUCAGGCAAUAGCUGAGCUCAACGGGACCAAGGUAGAAUCUGUGCAACUCAAGGAGGAUGAGGUGGUUCUCCAGUGUGUUGCUAACAUCCACAAGGAGCAAAGAAAGUUCUGCUUAGCAGCAGAGGGACUUGGGAAUCGCCUGUGUUUCUUGGAGCCAACUUCUGAAGCUAAAUAUGUUCCUCCAGAUCUCUGUGUCUGCAAUUUUGUAUUGGAACAAUCUCUCUCUGUAAGAGCUCUACAGGAAAUGCUUGCUAACACAGGUGAAAAUGCCAGUGAAGGGGUAGCACAAGGAGGUGGUCACCGGACACUUUUAUAUGGACAUGCAAUUCUCCUUAGGCAUUCAUUUAGUAGAAUGUAUUUAACUUGUUUGACUACAUCGAGAUCCCAGACAGAUAAACUUGCCUUUGAUGUGGGACUACGGGAACAUGCCACAGGGGAAGCAUGCUGGUGGACCAUACACCCUGCGUCCAAACAGAGAUCAGAAGGAGAGAAGGUGCGAAUCGGUGAUGACCUCAUCCUUGUCAGCGUGUCUUCGGAAAGAUAUCUUCAUCUCUCCAUAUCGAAUGGCAACAUACAAGUGGAUGCCUCUUUUAUGCAAACACUCUGGAAUGUACAUCCUACAUGCUCAGGAAGUAGCAUCGAAGAAGGAUACCUACUUGGUGGGCAUGUAGUACGUUUUUUCCAUGGCCAUGAUGAGUGUUUGACAACCCAGUCUACAGACCAGAAUGAUUCCCAGCACAGGAGGAUAUUCUAUGAAACUGGUGGAGCUGGGAGCAGAGCCAGGUCAUUGUGGAGAGUGGAACCCCUUCGCAUAAGCUGGAGUGGCAGUAACAUAAGGUGGGGUCAGGCCUUCCGACUUAGGCACAUUACCACUGGCCAGUACCUGGCUCUGACAGAAGAUCAAGGCCUUAUCUUGCAAGAGAGGGGGAAAUCAGACACCAAGUCCACAGCCUUCUGUUUCCGGGCAUCAAAGGAAAUCAAGGAAAAAUUGGAUUCAAGUCAUAAGCGGGAUAUCGAAGGCAUGGGAAUUGCAGAAAUAAAGUAUGGAGAUUCCAUAUGUUUUGUCCAACAUAUAGCUAGUGGUCUAUGGAUGACUUACAAAGCACAAGAUGCCAAAACAUCACGCCUUGGACCCCUGAAAAGGAAGGUUAUACUCCAUCAAGAAGGCCACAUGGAUGAUGGCUUAACACUUCAGAGAUGUCAGCAUGAAGAAUCUCAGGCUGCUCGGAUCAUCCGCAACACAACCUCCUUAUUUAGCCAGUUUACAAGUGGAAACAACCGAACUGCUGCACCCAUCACUCUGCCAAUAGAAGAAGUCCUUCAGACCUUGAAAGAUCUGAUCACCUAUUUUCAGCCUCCAGAGGAAGAGAUGCAGCAUGAAGAUAAGCAAAACAAGCUCCGGUCACUCAAAAAUAGGCAAAAUCUGUUUAAAGAAGAGGGAAUGUUGGCUCUUGUCUUAAAUUGCAUUGAUCGUUUAAAUAUCUAUAACAGUGUAGCACAUUUUACUGGAUUUGCAAGGGAAGAAAGUGGCACUGCUUGGAAAGAAAUUCUGAACCUCCUCUACCAAUUACUAGCUGCUCUCAUUCGUGGUAACAGAAAUAACUGUGCUCAGUUCUCCAAUAACCUUGAUUGGUUGAUUAGUAAAUUGGACAGACUGGAAUCUUCCUCAGGUGUCAAGGUUCUUGAUGUACUUUGCUCUCUCUGUCUCUGUAAUGGGGUCGCAGUAAGAGCUAACCAGAACCUAAUCUGUGACAACCUGCUGCCCCGAAGAGACUUGCUUCUACAGACCCGGCUGAUUAAUGAUGUGACAAGCAUCCGGCCAAAUAUUUUCCUGGGUGUUGCUGAAGGCUCAGCUCAGUACAGGAGAUGGUACUUUGAGCUUAUAAUAGAUCAAGUAGAUCCCUUCAUAACAGCAGAACCCACACACCUCCGGGUAGGCUGGGCUUCUUCACCAGGCUAUGCCCCCUACCCUGGUGGUGGAGAAGGUUGGGGAGGCAACGGUGUUGGUGAUGACCUAUACUCCUAUGGCUUUGAUGGGCUUCACCUGUGGUCUGGCCGAAUUCCAAGAGCAGUGGCUUCUGUCAACCAACAUUUGUUAAAGUCGGAUGAUGUGGUGAGCUGCUGCCUUGACCUUGGUGUGCCCAGCAUCUCAUUCCGAAUCAAUGGGCAGCCUGUGCAGGGAAUGUUUGAGAACUUCAACACUGAUGGUCUCUUCUUCCCUGUGGUGAGCUUUUCAGCAGGCAUCAAAGUGCGCUUCCUUUUGGGUGGACGUCAUGGGGAAUUUAAGUUUUUGCCUCCCUCUGGAUAUGCUCCCUGCUAUGAAGCCUUGCUUCCAAAAGAGAAGAUGAUAUUGGAGCCUGUCAAAGAAUAUAAGCGUGAUACUGAAGGAAUUAGGGAUUUGUUGGGCACCACACGGUUUCUUUCUCAAGCUUCUUUCAUCCCAUGCCCUAUAGACACCAGUCAGAUUGUUUUGCCUCCCCAUCUAGAAAAAAUUCGAGACAGACUGGCUGAAAACAUUCAUGAACUAUGGGGAAUGAAUAAAAUAGAGCUAGGAUGGACCUUUGGCAAGAUUCGAGAUGACAACAAAAGGCAACACCCCUGUCUUGUGGAAUUCUCGAAGCUACCUGAAACUGAGAAGAAUUAUAACCUGCAAAUGUCAACAGAAACUUUAAAAACCCUUCUAGCCCUGGGAUGUCAUAUUGUUCAUAUUAAUUUGGCUGCUGAGGAAGACCUGAAGAAAGUAAAACUUCCCAAAAACUACAUGAUGUCAAAUGGCUAUAAGCCUUCCCCUUUGGAUCUGUCUGAUGUGAAGCUGUUACCUCCUCAAGAAAUUUUAGUUGAUAAACUUGCAGAGAAUGCGCAUAAUGUUUGGGCAAAAGACAGAAUAAAGCAAGGAUGGACCUAUGGCAUCCAACAGGAUCUGAAGAACAAAAGGAAUCCUCGUUUGGUGCCAUAUGCAUUACUAGAUGAACGUACAAAGAAGUCAAACAGAGACAGUCUCCGUGAAGCAGUUCGAACAUUUAUUGGUUAUGGGUAUAAUGUUGAACCUUCAGACCAAGAAUUAGCUGACCAAACUAUGGAAAAAGUUAGUGUGGACAAGAUCCGAUUUUUCCGAGUGGAACAGUCUUAUGCAGUGAAAUCUGGAAAGUGGUAUUUUGAAUUUGAGGUGGUGACAGGAGGAGAUAUGCGUGUUGGCUGGGCCAGGCCAGGCUGUCGGCCAGAUAUUGAACUAGGGGCAGAUAAUCAAGCUUUUGUAUUUGAAGGCAGCAAGGGCCAACGCUGGCAUCAGGGGAGUGGAUAUUUUGGGCGCAACUGGCAAUCAGGAGAUGUGGUUGGCUGUAUGAUUAACUUGGAUGAUGCAUCAAUGAUCUUCACUCUGAAUGGGGAGCUACUGAUUACCAACAAAGGUUCAGAACUUGCCUUUGCUGACUAUGAGAUUGAGAAUGGUUUUGUCCCCAUAUGCUCACUGGGUUUGUCUCAGAUUGGCCGCAUGAACCUUGGAAUGGAUGCCAGUACCUUCAAAUAUUAUACCAUGUGUGGCCUCCAAGAGGGCUUUGAGCCUUUCGCUGUCAACAUGAACCGAGAUGUUGCUAUGUGGUUCAGCAAACGUCUCCCUACAUUUGUCAAUGUGCCAAAGGAUCACACUCAUAUAGAGAUCACAAGAAUUGAUGGUACAAUGGAUACACCACCAUGCCUCAAGGUCACCCACAAGACAUUUGGCACACAGAACAGCAGUGCUGACAUGAUCUAUUGUCGCCUGAGCAUGCCUGUAGAAUGUUAUUCCUCCUUUCACCACACCACUGGCUUGGAAAGUGAUAUUUUUCAGAAAAGGAAACAGAUGCAAGAAAUAGUUUCUCAUACAACACAGUGCUAUUAUUCUGUGCGUAUAUUUGCUGGUCAGGACCCUUCCUAUACUUGGGUUGGAUGGGUGACACCAGACUACCACUUAUACAGUGAGAAGUUUGACUUGAAUAAAAACUGCACAGUGACCGUGACUCUUGGUGAUGAAAGAGGCCGGGUCCAUGAAAGUUUUCAGUACAUAACAUAUGCUGUAUUCAUGAUGUGUGAACUUCUCAACUAUUUCUGUGACUGUGAACUACAGCACAGAGUAGAAGCUAUUGUUGCUUUUGGUGACAUUUAUGUGUCCAAGCUUCAGGCAAACCAGAAAUUCCGCUACAAUGAGCUUAUGCAGGCCCUAAACAUGUCAGCAGCCCUGACUGCCAAAAAGACGAGGGAGUUCAGAUCUCCUCCACAAGAACAGAUUAAUAUGCUGCUAAAUUUUCAAUUGGGAGAGAAUUGCCCCUGUCCAGAGGAGAUCCGAGAAGAACUAUAUGAUUUUCAUGAUGAUCUUCUUAUUCACUGUGGAAUUCCAUUGGAAGAGGAGGAAGAAGAAGAAGAAGACAUUUCAUGGACAGGCAAACUAAGGGCACUGAUAUAUAAAAUUAAAGGACCACCAAAGCCAGAGAAGGAACAGCCAAUGGAGGAGGAAGAACAGUGCCCAACAACUCUGAAGGAACUUAUUUCUCAGACUAUGGUGUGUUGGGCUCAAGAAGACCAAAUCCAGAAUCCAGAGCUUGUUCGGAUAAUGUUCAAUCUUCUCCGUCGCCAAUAUGACAGUAUUGGAGAGCUUCUACAAGCCAUGAGGAAGACUUAUACAAUUAGCCAUGCUUCUGUAGAAGAUACUAUUAACCUACUAGCUGCCUUGGGCCAGAUUCGCUCCCUCCUCAGUGUAAGAAUGGGGAAGGAAGAAGAGUUGCUUAUGAUUAAUGGACUAGGGGAUAUAAUGAAUAACAAAGUUUUUUACCAGCAUCCCAACCUCAUGAGAGUCCUGGGCAUGCAUGAGACUGUUAUGGAGGUGAUGGUGAAUGUUCUUGGAGGAGAAAAAUCUCAGAUUGCUUUUCCAAAGAUGGUUGCUAGUUGUUGCCGAUUCCUUUGCUAUUUUUGUCGAAUCAGCAGACAAAAUCAAAAAGCCAUGUUUGAGCAUCUAAGCUACCUACUUGAAAAUAGCAGUGUUGGCCUAGCCUCACCAGCAAUGAGGGGUUCUACCCCACUUGAUGUGGCAGCUUCAUCAGUCAUGGACAACAAUGAGCUAGCACUGGGCUUGGAGGAGCCAGACCUUGAAAAGGUGGUGACUUACUUGGCAGGCUGUGGUCUGCAGAGCUGCCCCAUGCUUUUGGCCAGGGGAUAUCCUGACAUUGGCUGGAACCCUAUUGAAGGGGAGCGUUACUUGUCCUUCCUACGGUUUGCUGUCUUUGUGAACAGUGAAAGUGUGGAAGAAAAUGCUAGUGUUGUUGUCAAGCUUCUUAUAAGACGUCCAGAGUGCUUUGGACCGGCUCUGAGGGGUGAAGGAGGAAAUGGUCUUUUGGCAGCCAUGCAAGGAGCUAUUAAGAUCUCUGAGAACCCAGCCCUUGAUCUUCCUUCUCAGGGAUAUAAAAGAGAAAUCAAUUCAGAAGAAGAUGACAGUGAAGAGGAGAUUGUACAUAUGGGCAAUUCAAUCAUGUCAUUUUAUUCAGCUCUUAUAGACCUGCUGGGUCGCUGUGCACCUGAAAUGCAUCUUAUCCAAACAGGAAAAGGGGAAGCCAUUCGAAUCAGGUCAAUCCUUCGCUCCCUGGUCCCUACAGAAGAUUUGGUUGGGAUUAUCAGUAUUGCUUUGAAACUGCCCACACUUAACAAAGAUGGGUCAGUGAAUGAGCCAGAUAUGGCUGCCAACUUUUGUCCUGAUCACAAAGCACCCAUGGUGCUGUUCUUGGACCGUGUAUAUGGUAUUGAGGACCAAACUUUCCUCCUUCACCUGUUGGAGGUUGGAUUUUUGCCUGAUUUAAGAGCAUCAGCCUCUCUGGACACAGUUUCUCUGAGUACCACAGAGGCAGCUCUUGCACUGAAUAGAUAUUUGUGUUCUGCUGUGCUCCCACUCCUCACAAGACAUGCUCCUUUGUUUGCUGGAACAGAGCAUUAUACCUCUCUGAUUGAUUCCACACUUCAAACCAUCUAUAGACUCUCCAAGGGACGCUCCCUCACCAAAGCACAAAGAGAUACCAUAGAAGAAUGCCUACUUGCUAUCUGCAAUCACUUACGCCCUUCCAUGUUACAACAACUCCUGCGCCGUCUUGUUUUUGAUGUACCACUCCUCAAUGAAUACUGUAAAAUGCCACUUAAGCUUUUGACAAAUCAUUAUGAACAGUGCUGGAAGUAUUACUGCCUUCCUUCAGGAUGGGGAGCCUAUGGCUUGGCAGUGGAAGAAGAGUUACACUUGACAGAGAAGCUCUUCUGGGGGAUUUUUGACUCUCUCUCUCAUAAGAAAUAUGAUACAGAACUCUUCCGAAUGGCCUUACCUUGCCUCAGUGCUAUAGCUGGGGCCUUGCCACCAGAUUAUUUAGACACCAGAAUCACAGCCACAUUGGAAAAGCAGACCUCAGUGGAUGCAGAAGGAAACUUUGACCCCAAACCUAUCAAUACCAUCAACUUUUCUCUUCCUGAAAAACUGGAAUAUGUGGUCACCAAGUAUGCUGAGCAUUCACAUGACAAAUGGGCCUGUGACAAGAGUCAGAAUGGAUGGAAAUAUGGUAUCUCUCUGGAUGAAAAUGUGAAGACACAUCCAUUAAUAAGACCUUUUAAAACAUUAACUGAAAAGGAAAAGGAAAUUUAUCGCUGGCCUGCCAGAGAGUCUCUGAAAACCAUGCUAGCAGUGGGUUGGACAGUAGAGAGAACCAGAGAAAGUGAAGCCAUCAUACAACAGCGAGAAAAUGAGAAGCUUCGCAGCAUUUCCCAAACCAGCCAAGGCAACAGCUACAAUCCAGCUCCACUUGACCUCUCAAAUGUUGUGCUUUCUAGAGAAGUCCAGGGAAUGGUGGAGGUUGUGGCUGAGAAUUAUCAUAAUAUCUGGGCCAAAAAGAAAAAGAUGGAACUGGAAAGCAAAGGUGGAGGUAGUCACCCUCUCUUAGUACCAUAUGACACCUUAACAGCCAAGGAAAAGUUCAGGGACCGAGAAAAAUCCCAGGAACUAUUUAAAUUCCUCCAAGUGAAUGGUAUUGUUGUAUCUAGGGAUCUGAAGGAUAUGGAAUUGGAUACUUCCUCGAUGGAAAAGAGGUUUGCCUAUAAAUUUUUGAAGAAGAUUCUAAAAUAUGUUGACUCUGCUCAAGAGUUUAUCGCCCAUUUGGAAGCCAUUGUUAGUAGUGGGAAAACAGAAAAGUCUCCCCAUGACCAAGAGAUUAAAUUCUUUGCCAAAGUUCUCCUUCCCUUGGUUGACCAGUACUUCACCAAUCACUGCCUCUACUUUCUUUCAUCCCCACUAAAGCCACUCAGUAGCAGUGGAUAUGCCUCUAAUAAAGAGAAAGAAAUGGUGGCCAGCCUAUUCUGCAAACUUGCUGCUCUUGUUAGACAUAGGAUUUCCCUCUUUGGAAGUGACUCUACUACAAUGGUGAGCUGUCUACACAUCCUAGCUCAGACACUUGACACAAGAACAGUAAUGAAAUCAGGAUCAGAGCUUGUAAAGGCUGGGUUGCGUGCAUUCUUUGAAAGUGCUGCAGAAGAUUUGGAGAAGACUUCAGAAAACCUAAAGCUUGGGAAGUUCACACAUUCCCGAACACAGAUUAAAGGUGUCUCUCAAAAUAUCAAUUACACCACAGUGGCUCUCUUACCCAUAUUGACUUCCAUCUAUGAGCAUGUUGCUCAGCAUCAGUUUGGAGUGGAUUUACUCUUGAGUGAUGUGCAGAUUUCAUGCUACCACAUUCUGUGCAGCCUCUACUCCCUUGGGACAGGAAAGAACAUCUAUGUGGAAAGGCAACGUCCAGCACUUGGAGAAUGUCUUGCUUCCCUGGCAGCUGCUAUGCCAGUGGCAUUCUUGGAGCCCUCCCUCAACUGCUACAACUCGCUCUCAGUCUUCAACACCAAAACCCCCAGAGAGAGGUCUAUUCUAGGGAUGCCUGAUACAGUAGAAGAGAUGUGCCCGGAUAUUCCCCAGCUUGAGGGACUGAUGAAAGAAAUCUAUGAUCUGGCUGAAUCAGGAGCCAGGUAUACAGAGAUGCCUCAUGUCAUUGAAGUGAUCUUACCUAUGCUCUGUAAUUAUCUGUCUUACUGGUGGGAACGAGGGCCUGAGAAUCUACCCCCCAGUGCAGGACCCUGCUGUACCCUGGUUACCUCUGAACACCUCAGCAUCAUUCUUGGAAAUAUCCUGAAAAUAAUCAACAACAACCUAGGCAUCGAUGAGGCCUCCUGGAUGAAGCGCAUUGCAGUAUAUGCCCAGCCUAUCAUAAGCAAAGCCAGAUCUGACCUACUUAAAAGUCACUUCAUCCCAACUCUGGAAAAACUGAAGAAGAAAGCAGUGAAGAUUGUAUUAGAAGAGGAACAACUUAAAGCAGACAGCAAAGGUGAUACCCAAGAAGCUGAACUCCUCAUUCUGGAUGAGUUUGCUGUCCUCUGCAGGGACCUCUAUGCAUUCUAUCCUAUGUUAAUCCGUUAUGUUGAUAAUAACAGAUCCAACUGGCUAAAAAACCCAGAUACUGAUUCUGAUGAGCUCUUCCGAAUGGUGGCUGAAGUUUUUAUCCUUUGGUGUAAAUCACAUAACUUCAAGCGGGAAGAGCAAAAUUUUGUGAUUCAGAAUGAAAUUAACAAUCUGGCAUUUUUAACUGGAGAUAGCAAGAGCAAGAUGUCAAAACAGCUUCCUCGGAGGGGAAUGGCCAUGCAAGUAAAGUCUGGAGGGCAAGACCAAGAAAGGAAGAAGACAAAACGGAGAGGCGAUUUGUAUUCCAUCCAGACAUCUCUCAUUGUGGCUGCAUUGAAGAAAAUGCUGCCCAUUGGCUUAAAUAUGUGUACUCCAGGUGAUCAGGAGCUGAUCUCUCUGGCAAAAAUAAGAUAUGGUUAUAGGGACACAGAUGAAGAGGUUAAAGAUCAUCUGAGGAAUAACCUGCACUUGCAGGAAAAGUCUGAUGAUCCAGCUGUAAAGUGGCAACUUAACCUAUACAAAGAUGUUCUAAAGACUGAGGAGCCCUGUGAUCCAGAAAAGACAGUGGAGCGAGUACAAAGGAUCUCAGCAGCUGUCUUCCAUUUGGAGCAGGUGGAGCAACCACUUAGAUCCAAGAAGGCUGUCUGGCACAAACUCUUAUCCAAGCAACGUAAACGGGCAGUAGUAGCCUGCUUCAGGAUGGCACCCCUGUAUAAUCUCCCCAGACACAAAAUUAAUAAUUUCUUCCUGAGCACCUUCCAACGGGUUUGGCUGGAAAAUGUUUAUGAAAAAACUCAGUAUGACAGGCUUAUACUCAUGUUAACGAAACCUCCAAAGGUGGAGGAAGAAGAAGAGGAAGAAGCUGAAAAGCAGCCAGAUCCACUUCAUCAGAUAAUACUCCAUUUUAGUCGGAAUGCUCUUACAGAGAGAAGCCAUUUGGAGGAUGAUCCUCUUUAUACUGCCUAUUCAGGCAUGAUGGCCAAGAGUUGUCAGAGUGGUGAAGAAGAGGAAGAGGAAGAAAAGGAAAAGACAUUUGAAGAAAAAGAGAUGGAGAAACAGAAAACUCUUUAUCAGCAAGCUCGCUUGCAUGACCGUGGUGCUGCAGAGAUGGUCCUCCAGAUGAUUAGUGCCAGUAAAGGUGAAAUGGGACCCAUGGUUGUAGAGACUCUGAAGCUAGGCAUUGCUAUUCUGAAUGGGGGCAACCCUGGAGUGCAGCAGAAAAUGCUGGACUACCUGAAGGAGAAAAAGGAUGCUGGGUUCUUUCAAAGCCUCUCUGGCCUUAUGCAGUCUUGCAGUGUUCUUGACCUGAAUGCAUUUGAGCGACAGAACAAAGCUGAAGGCCUUGGAAUGGUAACAGAAGAAGGAACACUCAUCGUUCGAGAACGUGGUGAAAAGGUACUCCAGAAUCAUGAGUUUACCUGUGAUCUCUUCAGAUUUCUCCAGCUGCUUUGUGAAGGUCAUAACAGUGACUUUCAGAACUUCCUUCGUACUCAAAUGGGCAACACCACCACAGUGAAUAUCAUCAUCAGCACUGUUGACUACCUCCUACGUCUUCAGGAAUCAAUCAGUGACUUCUAUUGGUACUAUUCAGGGAAGGACAUCAUUGAUGAAUCUGGACAGCGAAACUUCUCCAAAGCUUUAGCUGUGACCAAACAAAUUUUUAAUUCCCUUACAGAGUACAUACAGGGCCCUUGCAUUGGAAACCAACAAAGCCUGGCUCAUAGCAGAUUGUGGGAUGCAGUUGUUGGGUUUCUCCAUGUGUUUGCUAACAUGCAGAUGAAACUCUCUCAGGAUUCCAGUCAGAUCGAGUUGCUGAAGGAACUCUUAGAUCUCUUACAGGACAUGGUGGUGAUGCUACUAUCCCUCCUCGAAGGGAAUGUUGUAAAUGGAACUAUUGGCAAGCAGAUGGUUGAUACCCUUGUGGAGUCAUCUACCAAUGUAGAAAUGAUCUUGAAGUUCUUUGAUAUGUUCCUCAAACUGAAGGACUUGACCAACUCAGAUGCCUUCAAAGAAUAUGACCCAGAUGGGAAAGGGAUUAUCUCCAAGAAAGAAUUUCAGAAAGCCAUGGAAGGACAGAAACAAUAUCCCCAGUCAGAGAUUGAGUUCCUUCUCUCCUGUGCAGAGGCUGAUGAGAAUGACAUGUUUAAUUACGUAGAUUUUGUGGACAGGUUCCAUGAGCCAGCCAAGGACAUUGGUUUUAAUGUGGCUGUGUUGCUAACCAAUCUUUCAGAACAUAUGCCAAAUGAUUCCCGUCUACAGUGUUUGCUGGACCCCGCUGAAAGUGUCCUGAAUUACUUUGAACCGUAUCUGGGGCGCAUUGAGAUAAUGGGUGGAGCCAAGAAAAUUGAACGUGUUUACUUUGAGAUCAGUGAGUCCAGUCGAACACAAUGGGAGAAACCCCAGGUUAAAGAGUCCAAACGACAGUUUAUCUUUGAUGUUGUCAAUGAAGGUGGGGAACAGGAAAAGAUGGAACUGUUUGUAAACUUCUGUGAAGAUACAAUCUUUGAAAUGCAGCUGGCAUCCCAAAUCUCUGAAUCUGACUCAGCUGAAAGACCCGAAGAGGAAGAAGAUGAAGAAGAAUUUUCCUGUGUAGUAGAAGCUGAGGAAGAUGAAGAAGAAAACAAAUCACUGGAGUCUGCUUCUGCAUUUGCUACAGCCUGUGUCUCAGUAAAGAAAAAUGUGGCAAGUUUUCUGAAAAUGGUCAGUCUGAGAAACCUCAGGAAGCAGUAUAGGAAGGUGAAGAAAAUGACUGUCAAAGAACUGGUUAAAGUGUUUUUCUCAUUUUUCUGGAUGUUUUUUGUGGGAUUGUUCCAGUUGUUCUUUACUGUUGUAUGGGGAAUCUUUCAGAUUCUCUGGAAUACUGUGUUUGGGGGUGGGUUGGUAGAAGGAGCAAAGAACAUCAGAGUAACUAAGAUCCUUGGUGACAUGCCCGACCCUACACAGUUUGGCAUCCAUGAUGAUGUGAUAGAAGCAGAGAGGGCAGAAGUGACUGAGCAGAACGUCACAGCUGAACUAGUGCACUUUGUAAAGGGUGAGAAAGGAGAGGCAGACAUCAUGUCAGAUCUCUUCGGGCUCCACCCAAAGAAGGAGGGAAGCACAAAGCAUGGUCCUGACCCUGGCCUUGGGGAUCUCUCUGAGAUUAUUGGAAAUGAUGGGCCUCUCACACUAGAGAGCACAGUUCAGAAGAAAAGGAAAGCACAGGCAGCAGAAAUGAAAAGAGAAAGUGAAAGAGAAGGAAAAGUGGAAUCUGAGAAGGCAGAUAUGGAAGAUGGGGAAAAGCAGGACAAAAUCAAGGAGGAGGAGCAACAAGAAGAAAACCUGGCUGGUGAGAGAACCAAGAAGAAGCGCCGCCAUGGCCAAAGGGAGGAGAGGCCUGAAGCAUUCAUGGCCAAUUUCUUCAAAGGCCUAGAAAUCUAUCAGACCAAAAUGUUGCAUUACCUAGCCAGGAAUUUCUACAACCUGAGAUUCCUUGCACUGUUCGUGGCCUUUGCCAUCAACUUCAUCCUGCUCUUCUAUAAGGUAACUGAGGAGCCCUUUGAGGAUGAUGCAGAGAACUCCAAUCUGUGGACUCCCUUCAAAGAAGAGGAGGAAGAAGAAGAAGGGAUGGUGUUCUUUGUCCUGCAGGAGAGCACUGGGUACAUGGCGCCAACACUGAGGGCUCUGGCUAUCAUCCACACGAUCAUCUCCUUUGUGUGUGUUGUGGGCUAUUACUGCUUAAAGGUUCCUUUGGUGGUGUUCAAAAGGGAAAAAGAAAUAGCCAGGAAGUUGGAGUUUGAUGGUUUGUAUAUCACUGGGCAGCCUUCAGAAGAUGACAUCAAGGGGCAAUGGGAUCGCCUAGUCAUCAAUACACUGUCUUUUCCUAGCAACUACUGGGACAAGUUUGUAAAGAGAAAGGUGAUCAACAAGUAUGGUGACCUUUAUGGAGCAGAGCGUAUUGCUGAACUUCUGGGUUUGGAUAAAAAUGCCCUUGACUUUAGCCCAGUUGAACAGACAGAACCAGAGGAGGCUUCCCUUGUGUCAUGGCUGAGCUCUAUCGAUAUGAAGUACCAUAUCUGGAAGCUGGGAGUUGUUUUUACCGACAAUUCCUUCUUAUACCUGGCUUGGUAUACAACCAUGUCUAUCCUUGGUCACUACAACAACUUCUUCUUUGCUGCCCACUUACUGGACAUUGCAAUGGGUUUCAAGACACUGAGGACAAUUUUAUCUUCUGUAACUCACAAUGGCAAACAGCUGGUACUAACUGUGGGACUCCUGGCUGUAGUUGUUUAUCUCUACACCGUGGUGGCUUUCAACUUCUUUCGAAAGUUCUACAACAAGAGUGAAGAUGAAGAUGAACCAGAUAUGAAAUGUGAUGACAUGAUGACGUGUUAUCUGUUCCACAUGUACGUGGGCGUAAGAGCUGGAGGUGGUAUUGGAGACGAAAUCGAAGACCCUGCCGGGGACCCCUAUGAAAUGUACCGGAUCGUCUUUGACAUCACAUUCUUCUUCUUUGUCAUUGUCAUCCUACUGGCCAUCAUUCAAGGUCUGAUCAUUGAUGCCUUUGGAGAACUGAGAGACCAGCAAGAACAAGUGAGAGAAGACAUGGAGACUAAAUGUUUCAUCUGUGGAAUUGGCAAUGACUACUUUGAUACAACACCCCAUGGUUUUGAAACACAUACAUUACAAGAGCACAAUCUAGCCAACUACUUGUUCUUUCUGAUGUAUCUGAUUAAUAAAGAUGAAACAGAACACACAGGUCAGGAAUCUUAUGUCUGGAAGAUGUACCAAGAAAGAUGUUGGGAUUUCUUUCCAGCCGGUGACUGUUUUCGUAAACAAUAUGAAGAUCAGCUUGGAUGACACCAUAAUAAAAUAAAAGGAGGUGCUAUGUAAUCAGCCAGCUCUCUACAAAAGGAAUUCUGUGCCACAUCUGUGCAUAGUACUUCAGCGACAGUCAUGUUUGAAAAAUACUUUUUACUAAGAAUCUGUCCUAAAAUCUAAGUCUGUGACUCCUGAAAUUGAGUAGGCUUUUUGUGCCUAACAAAUCCAUGCUGUGUAACUUAGAUCUUCUAUAUGAUUCAGGAGAGAAGCUGUGUCCAAAACUUAAUUAACUUUCCAAUUGUAAACAGAGAAGCUACUGGCAUGGUUUUGAAUUACAUCAUUCUUUAUGAGUUUGGAAACAGUCAAAAGGGCUAAAGAAGUUUUUUUGUCCCAGAUGCACAAUAUCUGAAACUUUAAAAGAACUUGAAUGUCAAGUGACAAUGUCUCCAUUUGUAACUCAUGUUCUGAACUUAAAAAAUGUUUUAACUAAAGUCAAAUUUUCCCAUGGUACUUGCUAGUGAAUGUAUCCAGAUACAGCUUGAAAAGCUUUAAGCAGUUAAAGAAAUAGAGAAAACUCAACACUUUAUCGACACUGAAAUAUCGAUUAAGUGCCUUAAAACUUCUGUAGACAUAGCUAUGCAAGUUUUUUAUGUUAGUGUUUUAGAUAGAAAGUUUAAUUAGUUGUGCUGCUCUUCUAUUUUAAUGUAUGAAACUGCACUUGAAGGUUAUCCAUUCUGUAUGAUUCUUUCAAUAGCAGCUAGACAGUAGCUGUUAUUAGAAGAAAUGUACUGUAUCAGAAACAGGAAAUCUAAAUCUUAUGCCAAAAUUGAACAAUGCUUCAUGGUUCUUUAUAAGUAGUGAAUUUUUGCUACAUCUAGGCAUUUCUCCUGAAAUAAAAACGAAGUGCCCCCUGCAAUAAAACAUUACAAACCAAAGCCCAGUAU